Messenger RNA from Aedes aegypti (yellow fever mosquito), 1093 nucleotides. It is a transcript of the gene Arf102F, whose product is annotated as ADP-ribosylation factor 2. Gene Ontology annotation, molecular function: GTP binding; GTPase activity. The record is from RefSeq and is a predicted model, not a curated record. Gene Ontology annotation, cellular component: plasma membrane; cytoplasm. Gene Ontology annotation, biological process: intracellular protein transport; vesicle-mediated transport. Bases 93 to 635 code for a protein of 180 amino acids. Lineage: Eukaryota; Metazoa; Arthropoda; Insecta; Diptera; Culicidae. The transcript has 3 exons.
GUGGCUGUGUGUGUGUAUGUGCGGGUUUUGAUUAGUUGUCAAGUCCAACACUCUCGUUUAGCUGAUUCGUAAGCACAAGUGGAAACUCCAGAAUGGGUUUAACAAUUUCUAGUGUUUUAACCAGGCUUUUCGGCAAAAAGCAGAUGAGAAUACUGAUGGUUGGUUUGGACGCGGCCGGAAAAACUACUAUCCUAUACAAGUUGAAGCUGGGAGAAAUCGUGACGACAAUCCCCACCAUCGGAUUCAACGUUGAAACGGUGGAGUACAAGAACAUCUGCUUCACCGUGUGGGACGUCGGCGGUCAGGACAAAAUCCGUCCGCUUUGGCGCCACUACUUCCAGAAUACCCAAGGAUUGAUCUUCGUGGUGGACUCGAACGAUCGGGAGCGAAUUGUGGAGGCUGAAAGGGAACUUCAAAGUAUGCUGCAAGAGGAUGAAUUACGGGAUGCGGUUCUGCUAGUGUUUGCCAACAAACAAGAUCUGCCCAACGCAAUGACUGCUGCUGAGUUGACCGACAAGUUGCACCUGAACCAGCUUAGAAAUAGACACUGGUAUAUUCAAGCAACCUGCGCCACCCAAGGGCACGGCUUAUACGAAGGCCUAGAUUGGUUAUCCAAUGAGCUCGCCAAGAAAUGAUGCGUUUGCACCGGAAAGGACAUCAAUCAGCCGCAAUUAUUUACAACACACGUUAGCUGGUUCGUAUUUUUGUAAGCAACUUUUUUCCAUCAACGGUCGUUUGCAUUUUCUGUUCCAUAACAAAUAAAGAACACUACGUUUUUUGUUCGAUUGCAGAACAAAUUAUUAAUGGGAAAAAGAGAGUUCGAUAGAUGUAUUUGUAUAUCAAUGGUCUUUAUUUCAAUUCAAAUCGAAACUAAAUUGUCGGUUACUAUUCACAAGAAAAUUAUUUCGCGACAGCAGCAACAGACAUAGAGAAAAAGCGACUGCAUUAUUUUUAUGAAGACCUUGGCGAAAAAAAAAAUGGUGUUAUAUUGAUCGAUGUGAGUAUGAACCAAGUAGACACAGAUAAUUGAAAACACUACAUUAUUUGUAAAUUUUAAGUGAUAUUUUACUAUAACAAUAAAUAAUAAAAUGAA